AUGCACCCGGAAGCUCAAUGUGCUACAGCAAUUCAUUGCAUGCAGAUGUUGAAUCUUCAGAGUACCUGCGCUGCGCGGUGUCAUACUGUCGUGGAUUCCCGUUCUGCAGCUACAUGCAGCACGAAUACUGCAAUGGCACCAAAUCUCACUAUAUUGGUCGGGCUCAACGUAUGUCCGGAAACAUAG
Messenger RNA from Ramularia collo-cygni, 186 nucleotides. RefSeq lists its product as uncharacterized. The record is from RefSeq and is a predicted model, not a curated record. NCBI's taxonomy places the organism in Eukaryota, Fungi, Ascomycota, Dothideomycetes, Mycosphaerellales, Mycosphaerellaceae. Bases 1 to 186 code for a protein of 61 amino acids. The transcript has 2 exons.